AAUAGAGCACCAGAAAGGAAUGAGCAGUGUCUCACUGUCCACAUUGUCACUACAGCUUUUGUAUGCAUUUUCUUCUACCAGUCCUGAUGAUCACUUAUAGUGUAGGCUGCCAUGCCCAAAGAUACAACAAGGUUUUUUAUUUGUUUCUUUAAUGUAAAUUUCACAAGGAGAAUAAUAGUCAUUUUCUCCAGUGAUCGCUGCUUCUAAAGAUCUAAAUCUCAUGGACCUAUCAAAUGGAAAGCUAUCAGGCAGGAAUUGGAUUCUUAAUUAGUAUGAGCACCGCUUUUUAAAAUCACAUAGACAAUGUUAAGUCUAGAUCUAAUUGCGAUACAGGUGCAAAAAGAGACAGUAAAGCCUUAACAGGCUGAUAUUUCUUUUUAAUGAUAAAAUAUAGUAAAAUGCAUCAGACUGGAAAUUUGAGGUAGCUAGUGUAAAACGAGAUUAACCAAAAUUGUAUGGACAUUGAUGCACUUCCACAACAUCGCCACCUGGGGGCGGUGUUGUUUCAUUCAGAGCAGGGACCACGAGUGAUGGAGCCGUCGACGGUGGACGAUAAACCGGGUUGGCUGCGUGAAUCAGUAACAUUAAUAACAACCACGAGAAAAGCUUGAUUAUAUUAUAUGUGAGUUGCGGCAUUAGGAGAGGAACAGCUGUGCAGAUCGAGGCUGCUCUUCUUCACAAAGCCUGUGACCGCUCCGCAUCCUUCCGCGCUAUUGUUGUACCCGGUGCCCGCCCAUACUCCAGAGCAUCUGCAGGAGACCCGACUACAUCAGACACUCAUCACAUAGGAGGUAGGCUGUGAACUUUCGGAGUUCAACUCGCCUGAUGCCAUUUUAAACAGAUGAGAUGCGGAUUCCUAGAAGCUGUUCCCGAGCAGUUGGCCUUUUCUCUGACAAUAACUUGUGUUGUUGCACCGCCAGCAGCACGACGGAUGCUAGAAAGUAAUACCUGCACUAUUAAAUAUUAACGAGAUCCACCGCCUAGUAUGGACUUUCCAGGUCAUUUCCAGCAUAUUUUCAAGCAGCUCAACUACCAGCGUCUCCAUGCUCAGCUGUGUGAUUGUGUGGUGGUGGUUGGGGACCAGAGCUUCCAGGCUCACCGCUCCAUCCUGGCUGCAUGCAGCUCCCACUUCAGGGCACUUCUGAGUUCCAGUGACAGUUGUGAUGAAGUUGGAGGACCAGCAGCUGACAGAGGAGGCGGCCCUGGUGUGAUGGAGCUGGACCCAGAGGUGGUGACCCCAGAGGCCUUCUCCACCCUGCUAGACAUGAUUUACACCUCCACCCUCUCUUUGGGGGCCUCUAAUGUGAUGGAUGUACUGUUGGCAGCAUCGCAUCUUCACCUCAACACUGUGGUGAAGGCCUGCAAGCUCCACCUAUCCAGGAAAAACUUCCCUGCAUCGCCACCUAAAGGCUGGAGGUCAGUGCAACAGCAGCAGCAGUGUCCCCAAGCAGAGGGGUCAGUCGCAUUGGUCAUGGAGGAGGAAGAAGUGGGAGUGGAGGUCAGUCAGUCUGGUGAGGCUGAAGACCAGAGGGUGGGGGGGAAAGUCAGUGGUGAGCAGAGCACUGCACCAUUUUUGAGACACAAGAGAAAGUUACAUGAAGAAAGGCUCAGUGGCAAAAAGAAAUCCUGCAGGCUGCCUGAGGGAACCUUUAAGGAGUGUUCACCUACUGUAACCAGAAGCACUGUCAGUACAGAGGAAGGAGGAGAGGAGCUGCAGUCCCCAGACUGCCUGAAGACGACUACCGGCGGACUCUGGGAGGGCCGAGACGAAGAGGAGGAAGUGGAAGAGAAAUACGAAGCAACUAAAGGAGAGUCAGAGGAGAUCCAGCUGCCGAGCCAGUCACACUGCAGCAUCGAAGGAGUAGGUCUAUGGGGGAAGGGUGGAGAUACAAGUGGAGACACUGUAGUCAAAGUAAAGGUUGGAGAAGAAGCGGAGGAUGAUGGAGAGGAGCCAAAGAUGGCGAUGACUGAGGUGAAAAAAGAAAAUAUGAGCUCAUGCUCCUCAGAUUUGGACACAGUACCAAAUAAUUCUCCUCCGUCUCCACCCCAAGACUGCACAGACAAUUUGGAGACACAGCUAAAUGAUGAGAAAAUAUCCCCAGCCCAUGUUACCUCUUUACAAUCUCAGCUGUGCACAGAUCAUCAAACUGAUGCACAGAGAGAGUCUGCAGAUUUGGGCAAGGAGUCAGUAGAAAGCGGUGAAGGCCUGGACAGCCUGUCAGAACUGGCCUUUUCCUGUUUCCUUAAUCCCAGUAGUGAAAGUGUAAUGGGAGCUUUGGGAGAAGAAGACAGCCUAGCUAGCCUCACUGCUGCUGCUACUGCUGCCGCUGCCGCCGCCGCCGCCGCCACCAGUGAUACUCCUGCAGUUGCCACGGAUGAACUGUGUCAAAACCCAGAAGCUCAGCCCCCUGUUUCCACGUCCUCUCUUGUUUUCCCAGUAUCAUCCGUCCCCUUGCAGCAGCUUCUUCCAACUCAGGGCUCUGGUUUCAGCGACACACUCAUCUUCCAGCCCACCCAGAGCUCUCUGACAGGGUUCCUGAGUGGCAUCAGACCAGGUCUUACUCUGGAAACCUCCCUCAUCCAACCCUCUGGAGCCGGAAAAAGCUCAGGGGCAACAGCCUUCCGUCGCAUUGCCCCCAAAGCGCCACCUGGAUCAGAAGCCAGCACAGAUCGUUCCUCUUUAUCGGCGGUGGAUGCUGCUGAUCGGCCACCUCUCACUAGAGCUUCUGAGGAUGUUCUGUCCAAGUGCAAGAAGGCAGCUGCUGAGGAUCACGUGCUGCUGGUGGAAGGGGAGAAGAAGUAUGCCUGCAAAAUCUGCUGUAAAACCUUUAUGAACCUGACUGACUGUAAGAAGCACAUUCGUGUCCACACAGGAGAGAAGCCCUAUCCCUGUCCAAAGUGUGGCAAACGCUUCAGCCAGUCCUCCCAUCUGUACAAGCACUCGAAAAAUAGUUGCCUAAACUGGAGAGAUGAUCAGUCAUUCCCAGACACCCUGCUUUGACCUGCACUGAUUUGAUUUGACAUAAAUUUGAGUUCUUUGGCAAUAGGGACUCUGUAAAAUUGAUUAUUUAUAAACACAUACACUUCCCUGAUCAGUUUUUGAUUUUAUCUUACAUGAAAUCAAAUUCAAUUAGCUGAUGUAAUUCAUAGGUUUUAAAAUGUUUUUUUUUAAAAUAUAUUCUCAACUAUGCUCUG
Molecule: messenger RNA, 3195 nt
Organism: Scatophagus argus
Lineage: Eukaryota; Metazoa; Chordata; Actinopteri; Scatophagidae
Product: zinc finger and BTB domain-containing protein 5-like
Exons: 1
Coding region: 986-3001 (671 amino acids)
Biological process (GO): regulation of transcription by RNA polymerase II
Cellular component (GO): nucleus
Molecular function (GO): RNA polymerase II cis-regulatory region sequence-specific DNA binding; DNA-binding transcription factor activity, RNA polymerase II-specific; protein binding
Source: RefSeq, a predicted model, not a curated record